AUGCGUUUCAACGUCCUUGCUCUGGCCACCAUUGCCGGUCUGGCUACUGCCUCCCCUUCUUUGCUCCAGAGAUCCAACAACUGCUACGAGCUCUGUGUUGCCAACGGCGGAAGCAGCGAUGACUGCCUUAACCAGUGCGCUAACACCAAGCGGGUGAACAACUGCUUCGAGGAUUGCGUUCUCGCGGGUGGCAGUGACCAGGACUGCGAAGAGGAGUGCAAGAACUCAUAA
Messenger RNA from Penicillium chermesinum, 231 nucleotides. RefSeq lists its product as uncharacterized. The transcript has 3 exons. The coding region runs from base 1 to 231 and encodes 76 amino acids. The record is from RefSeq and is a predicted model, not a curated record. Lineage: Eukaryota; Fungi; Ascomycota; Eurotiomycetes; Eurotiales; Aspergillaceae.